This is a messenger RNA of Acaulospora morrowiae, 843 nucleotides long. NCBI's taxonomy places the organism in Eukaryota, Fungi, Glomeromycota, Glomeromycetes, Diversisporales, Acaulosporaceae. The record is from the annotation of a GenBank genome assembly.
AUGGCUGAACGACUUCUAUCAUCAAUCAUCAGAAAAGAACACAUCGCAAAAGAACCCAUUAUACUAAAUGUUGGAGGCAUCAAGUAUGAAACCUACAAAUCGACUUUGACGGCGCAUCCCGAAACUUUUCUAGGCACCAUGUUCCAAGACAGAGUCAGAUCUUUGAUGCUCGCGAAUAAUGGUAACGAAUACUUUAUUGAUCGAAAUGGGCAUGUAUUUCAUUAUAUCAUGCAGUUUUAUCGUACCGGAAAGAUUUUUUGGUCGGAGCAAAAUCGAGGUCAUACGUACGUUUCUUAUGAAGAGCUGCUAGAAGAAUUAGAUUAUUUUCAAAUUCCCGUUUCUUCAGCUUCUUCCGCAAAGAUUUCAGGACAACGAUCGCAUCGUUCGAGAAUCCUAUCAUCGACUCUAACCGACUUUGUUAAUUCCAUAGACAAACUCAUCACAGUGAUCACCGACUGCACGGAUCCUAAUGAGCUACUCAAUUCCUCCUCAGACUACUCGUGGAACAUUAACAUUUCCUUUGGAAAGCAUGAACGAAGCAUAUUCUCAUGGUGGGCAACUUUGAACGGCAAACCAAUAUCAUUUCGCGAAGGUCACGAACCGAAUUUCCUGUCCUACAAAGGUUUUAGUUCGGGAUGCAAUUUGUUGGAAGAGUUUGGCGAUGAGAUUGGUAAUUAUUUUGAAGAAAAUAUCGAAGGGUUGAGUUGGAAAGUUUAUGAAGGAAAGAAGACGUCCAAAAAAGGAAACGAAACGACUCACGAAUUCUCCGGAUUGAGCAUUUUCAUCAAUAUAACCAAUGUAUUUGAUCAUGAGGAGAUUGUCGAUGGUUCCUGUUUAGCUUAG